GCCCGCCCACCCUCAUUCACAUGCUCAUCAUGGAGGAAUAACAGGUAUCUGCCUUGCAGAGAGAGGAGGACAGGCAUAUUCCCAUUCACAGCGACAUCUUGAAACGUGGUCAGACCAUUCGCGAAUGUGAAUUAUACAGUACCAAAGCAGACAAUCACGAUGAAGCAUUUUCUAAGGGUACUGACCCAGUUGCUGGUGUUCCUUUACUGUAAGUGUCUGUGGCGGGGCCUGAAGUUUGUCAUCAGGAAGGUGACGGGACGAUGCGAGCUUCAACGCAUCUGUUACAAUAACAAACCUGGUGCUCGAAGGACGCUCAAGAUUGAAUCCUCACUCAAAUGUUCUAAACAUGAGCUUUUGCAGUCUGCCAUCAGCGUUCACCCAGACUCUGUGGAGAAAACUAUCGAUGAUAUUAUGGCCCUGAAAAAGAUCAACCUCGACACUAACCCACAGCUUGGCAUCUCUCUCCAGGCUUGCCUCCUCCAGAUCGCGGGUUACAGAAACCUAGUAGUGGAGGUGGAGAAGCUACGUAGAGAGCCGUACGACUGUGAAAAUCCAGCACAUGAGGAGAUGCUCAUGAAGCUGUGGAAGGAACUCCGUCCUGAUUCUCCUCUCUCUGGACGCAUCUCCAAGCAAUGGUGCGAGAUUGGUUUCCAAGGAAACGACCCCAAGACUGAUUUCAGGGGCAUGGGUCUCUUGGGCUUGCACAACCUACUAUAUUUUGCAGAGAAUGAUAAAGCCACUGCUCUCCAAGUUCUCCAUGACUCCUUGCAGCCCAAACACAGGAACUUUUCCAAAGAGGAAGCCAGCAAGAUGAGCAAAGCUGAGUGGGACAAGAACAAAUUUGACAAAGCGAUUGGAUACUCCUUUGCCAUAGUUGGCAUAAACAUCACAGACCUGGCGUAUUCCCUGCUGGUGAGCGGGGCUCUGAAGACUCAUCUGUACAAUGUGGCACCAGAGAUGCCAAGUCUAGUGAACUUCCAACAGACCUUCUGUUAUCUGAUGCAGGAGUUCCACAGGUUCUGGAUCGAGGAAGACCCUUGUGACAUCAUGGAGUUUAACCGCGUGCGCACCAAGUUCUACAAGCGCAUCCUGAAGCAGCUGAAGAACCCUGACAUGGCACUGUGUCCUCACUUCACGGCCUCGGACCUUCACCUGGUCAACCUGUAGCUUCUCACUCAUCUCAAAUCUAGUGACACUUCACCUUCUCAUCCUUAAAGCCCAUGUCUCAUUACUGCCAACUGCUCAGCUGGUCUUCUUCUCACACAUUCUCUCACCAAUGUCUCCUUCAGCCUAUCUAACCAGAAACAACUGAAGAUCACCAGCACUGCUGAAGACCAUGUUGAUUGUAUGUGCGCAUGGCAACAGUGCACCUCACAACGAUUGUGAUAUUUACAGCUACUGUAUGCUGAAGUCAGCAUCUGAAUGUGGAUCGGAGGGAGAUUGGACAGGGCUCCCUAUCCACCAGUAGGUCGAGCUGUUGGUACAUAUUAGGUAAGACAGUGAGCUUCAGGCAUGCGAGAGUUUCGACCCACAUCCACCGCAGAAGGCUGCACUGAUACCAGGCACACUUAGAAACAGGUCGCCCUUGUUUGUAGUCAGUAUCAUACUUUUUCAGCUCAUAUAUGACGGAUAACCUUUCUUUACUUAUUGUGAAUCGGUUAAAGGAAUAUCGAAGGUUCAGUGCAAAUUCAGCUCAAUCAACAGCACUUAUGCUAUAAUGUUGAUUACCAAAAAAUAAUAUUAACCUCUCUCUGCUUUUCUUUAAAAAAAAAAAGUAAAAUCUGCUUUUACAGUGAGGUUCACACAGAUUUUGCUGUUAAAAACACGAGGAAUGCCGUGUCAUGUGUGAGACGUUGCAAAAGACGCGAGACAUGAGCGCAACAGUUAAAGAUAUCCGUCUAGCGUGUGUUUAAAAUGAAAAAUAAUGGAAAAUAGGCGUUUUGUGUGAACGGCCCCUUACAAUGAAAUGAAUGGAACCAAUUUGUAAAGUGUAGCACAAGAUGUAAACAAUAUACGUUAACAUGAUUUUAGUGUAAAAAAAAAACAAAACACUUAUUAUUCUUUUCUGUGUUUCAAAUUUUAGAACAUCGGUUAAUACAAUGAUUUAAAUAGCUUGACAACUUUAACUUUAAGUGGUUUUAUAAUAUUGUUAGCCUCAUUUUCUUUUAAAUAGAAAACAAAUGGAAGAGUCAACAUUAUUUUUUGUGCUAAUCAACAUGCUGUUAAUUAACUAACUUGCACUGAACCCGGAAAAAUCCAUUAAACGGAAAUGGUUUCUGCUUGCCGCAUUAACAGAUAAUCAUAAGUUCAUAACCUUCAUCAUGUCAUAUUCUGAAUUCUUCUAUCAAAUACUUACAUAGCCGACUAUUUGUUGCCAAGAAGCAGAGCUUAAAAUUGAAUAUUUACUUGCCAAAUAUGGUAGGAUAAUGUGUGUUUUGUGAAUGUUAUCAUGCAGAGCACAUGAUUGUUUCACAAAUGUAUUAGUGUUGAUGUAAACAAAUGUGGAAUGUUCCAUUGUUCUGUUCUAGCACCAAAGCAAUAAGUGACGUUUAGAACAGUUAGUAGAACAGUCUUGUUUUCUUUUGCACAAGUCGUGCCUCUAUUGUGUUACCAUUGUGAGUGACACUCAUUAGAAUAAUUCAUGUAUAGUUCUAAAGAUUAGUGUGAGUAUUCCAGGCUUUUAUUUGAUCUCUUCUGCAUUUAUUGAACUUUUUUACAGUUGUGUCACAACACAAAUGCAUGUUUCUCUUUUAAGUUAGUCCAUUACCACGAGGUCACAGGGUUUGCAUGAUGAUUUACUUUUUGCCUGCAAAAUAAUUGUGUUAUCAGAAUGUCACUUAAUUUGAAAGUCGUUGCAAUGAAUGUCUAUGCUACUGGCAGUGUUAAGCAGCUUCUUUUUAAUAGCUAUUGUUUGAAUUGUGUUUCCACAUGAUUUUUAAUGUGUACAGCGUGUCAUAUAUUUGCCAUUGCAGCACUUUUACAGAUAAAGCACUUGCUGUACAUAAAGCGUUCAAGGUGAAAAACAUUGAAACAUUAUUACAUUAUUAAAGCUCUUCAUUAUGCA
Molecule: messenger RNA, 3064 nt
Organism: Pimephales promelas (fathead minnow)
Lineage: Eukaryota; Metazoa; Chordata; Actinopteri; Cypriniformes; Leuciscidae
Gene: elmod1
Product: ELMO domain containing 1
Molecular function (GO): GTPase activator activity
Source: RefSeq, a predicted model, not a curated record